AGAAGGCUUAACCGUCACUAACAAUGCACUCCACUGACUUUUAUGUUUUUUCUCAAGUGCUAGAGUGUAUGAGAACAUGGCGAUGGCUCUCUCAAACUCAGUCCCGUCAGCUUGCAUUAUCUGUCUCAGUGCUUCUAAUCAAUUCGAUCCCCCAUCUUCACCUUUCAAGUCUCUCAAGCCCCCUCUCUUCUGGCCAUGGCAAAAGGUGAAAAUGGGUCCUUUGACUGUUUCUCCAAUGGGGUUUGGGACGUGGGCAUGGGGAAACCAGCUUCUCUGGGGUUACCAACCUUCAAUGGAUUCUCAACUUCAACAGGUUUUUAAUCUUGCCGUGGAGAAUGGCAUCAAUCUUUUUGACACCGCCGAUUCUUAUGGGACUGGCAGACUCAACGGACAGAGUGAAAAGCUUUUAGGGAAGUUCAUUAGAGGAUUUCAAGGGGAAAAACGGAUACGAGAUGAGAUUGUGAUUGCCACAAAGUUUGCAGCUUACCCAUGGCGUCUAACAUCAGGGCAAUUUGUUCAAGCUUGCAGGGCCUCUCGGGAUCGAAUGCAGAUUGAACAAAUCGGAAUAGGACAAUUACACUGGUCUACUGCAAACUAUGCUCCCCCACAAGAGUUGGCACUUUGGAAUGGUUUAGUGGCAAUGUAUGAGAAGGGCUUAGUUAAAGCUGUUGGAGUUAGCAAUUAUGGACCCAAACAGCUCGUAAAGAUUCAUGAUUACCUUAAAGCCCGAGGAGUCCCACUCUGCUCAGCUCAGGUACAAUUCUCUCUACUAAGCAUUGGGGAAGAUCAGAUGGAGAUUAAGAAUAUUUGUGACUCUCUUGAUAUCCGCUUGAUUUCUUAUAGUCCUCUAGGACUUGGAAUGCUUACUGGGAAAUAUACACCUUCCCGACUUCCACAAGGGCCCAGGGGCCUUCUAUUUAAGCAAAUUCUUCCAGGGCUGAAGCCCUUGCUUGUUUCCUUACGAGAAAUUGCAGAAAAACGGUGCAAAACCAUACCACAGGUAGCAAUAAACUGGUGCAUCAGUAAAGGUACCAUUCCAAUACCUGGAGUCAAAACAGUGAAACAAGCAGAGGAAAAUCUGGGUGCUCUGGGAUGGCGCCUAAGUUCAAGUGAGUUGCUUCAGUUAGAUUAUGCAGCUCAGGAAUCACCACAAAGAAUGAUCCAAAACAUUUUCCAGACAAAGUAAAACAGGUUAGAAUCGCAACAUUUUCACUUGGAUAUCAUAUGGAAUUUUGAUCCAAUGACAAAGCGUUCUUGAGGAAACAGAACGAUUAUGGGGGCACAAACUAAAGAAAUCAGAGAUCGUGGGGGCAGAAUUCUAUCAACUAAAAGAGCCUGGGGAUUCCUUAAGUCCGGCAUAUGCUAACAGAGAGAAAAAAAAGGGAGGGUUGGAGCAAUAUGUAGCCAAAUUUGAAGCUGACAUACAAGAAAUGUCAUAAAGUAUAUCAAGUUCAUUAUACCAUUAUGAGCAUUCAUGAUCUUAUCCAACAAAAUCUUGCCAAUACAAAUACAUGGCAUUAACCUUUCAUAAGGCAUUUGAUAAAUUAAUUCAUCCGAUGGCAAUAUUCAUUUCCAUUUCCA
Gossypium raimondii (Peruvian cotton) is the source of this 1581-nucleotide messenger RNA. Its product is annotated as pyridoxal reductase, chloroplastic. Gene Ontology annotation, cellular component: cytoplasm. The transcript is spliced from 8 exons. The record is from RefSeq and is a predicted model, not a curated record. Lineage: Eukaryota; Viridiplantae; Streptophyta; Magnoliopsida; Malvales; Malvaceae. The coding region runs from base 77 to 1186 and encodes 369 amino acids.